UCACUCUACGGAUAUUUUUCAGACAGAGUUCUCUUUGCAGCUCACCUGGUACUAGCUACUUGAGCCGCAGGAAUAUAAAACAUUAAUUAGUUUUAUUGCAUUUUUCUUUUCUUUUUCUUUUCUUGUUUUUUUUGUUUGCUUUCCUGAAACCAGGGACUUUUAAAUGUGUUUAAAUUGGCUCAACUUUGGAUAUUAACAAAGAUUACCACAAUAAAGGAUUAAAAUGGGCUGCUUCACAUUCGUCAAAUUGAUGAUGGUCUUGUUCAACUUGCUUAUCUUUUUGGGCGGCUUGACCUUGCUGGCCAUGGGGAUCUGGGUGAGUUUGGAUGGGGGCUCCUUCCUCCAGCUGCUGGGACCUUUCUCCAUCCAAGGCAUGCAGUUCGUCAACGUUGGCUUUUUCUGCAUCGCCAUCGGUGCCGUGCUGGUCCUCAUGGGAUUCCUGGGCUUUUGUGGGGCCCACAAGGACAGCAAGUGUCUGCUUCUUACGUUCUUCUCCAUCAUCCUCAUCAUAUUCAUCGCUGAAGUGGCAGCUGGAGUCGUGGCGUUGGCCUACUCUUCAUUUGCUGAGGGGAUCAUCAGAGCGUGGGCAACUCCUGCUUUACAGAAAGACUACGGCAGCGAUCCUGUGGUCACAAAGAUCUGGAACACCACCAUGACAGAGCUGAAGUGCUGCGGUUUCAACAACUACACAGACUUUGUGGGCUCUAAGUUCGAAGAGGAGAACGGAGGCAGUCUUCCACCCACCUGCUGUUUGACAUACAGCGCCCCCUGCAGCGGCAUCGAGGCUGAGCCCAGUGAUGUGCAGGGCUGUUUCAAACACAUCUUGGAGAUCCUCAAAGAGCACGCCAACAUUGUGGGAGGCAUCGCAGCAGGAAUGGGAGUAUUAGAGAUUGCUGCCAUGAUAGUGUCCAUGUACCUGUACUGUCACCUCGACAACAGAAUCAGCUGAGACUCCUUCUCAACAGGAACAGCAGAGGGAUCACAUGAUCACAUUCUUCUGCAUUAUUUAAUAAUAUAUGAAUUAGGAUGGGCUCUUUGUUCUGGUCCUUUUCAGAAAAAGUUUAAUAUGAUGAAAAGAAUCGAGCAACUUUAUUUAACAUAGAAAGAAGAGUUUUAUAAGCUACUACAGAGGGGAGAUAUUUAGUUCUGCAAAUAAAAUAUAUCAAACAGCAUUGAUGAUGGUUGAUGUUACCAGUUGUUCAUGGUACAUCUAUUUUUAUUGGUUUUGGGCCUAUUUAACCUUUAAAAACAUUGUUAAUGGGACCACAAUUAUUUGAGCUUUAUGAGCUAUACAAGCAAUUGUUGGAAUAACUAUGCAUAUUGUAAAAAAAUGUGUUUGUAGUUUGGAAGUCUGCAGCUCUAUGGAGCUUUUUAGGCUUUUUUUAGAUGCUAGUUUUGGUCCCGUCUGGUUCUCAUGUUUCUAGAAACAUCAGGCAGCUCUGAUAAACCCAAUGAGCUCUACAUGCACCAGAACAGCAGUCAAACAAGACAAAAACAUCCUGAAAGAAACACAAAACUCCCCGAAAAAAAGGAAUUACUUUAAUCCCCAAAAUAAAUUAAAUGUUUUCACCUUGUUGUCACACACACACACACACACACACACACACACACACACACACACACACACACACACACACACACACACACACACACACACACACACACACACACACACACACACACACACACACACACACACACACACACACACACACACACACACACACACACACAGAUGCGUGAUGAGGCUGUUCAGGCAGCCCUUAAGCAGUUAAGGGUUAAGUGCCACGUCAUUUCUACAUUUCCUACGCAAGGUUUUCUUAGACUAAGCUACUACCACCAAAAAAGACUACAAAGAUAAGCAGGACGAAGACAAAGAUUUGUUAAAUAACCACAAAGCAACAUCAAAGCACAAACAACAGAGAAACACAUGAAAGAGAUAUAAAGCAGCCACAAAGACCAAAACGACCAUAAAGGGAUGGCAAAGUACACCACAACAAAUAUGUGCUCUAAUGUAAUAUCUAUGCCCAGGGUCUCAUUGUUUCAAAAUGCUUUUAUGAUUGAGAUGUCCAAGACCGCAAUUUAUCCUUGUUUUUCAAUAAGAACAUGGCAGUACCGCUAUGCUUUUCUCAAUAAAGUGCUUUGUUUAA
This is a messenger RNA of Eleginops maclovinus (Patagonian blennie), 2150 nucleotides long. RefSeq names its product tetraspanin-1. NCBI's taxonomy places the organism in Eukaryota, Metazoa, Chordata, Actinopteri, Perciformes, Eleginopidae. Bases 224 to 949 code for a protein of 241 amino acids. The transcript has 8 exons. Gene Ontology annotation, cellular component: plasma membrane. The record is from RefSeq and is a predicted model, not a curated record.